AAAUAAAGAAAAAAAUACAUAAACCCCAAUGUAUUUAAUUAGCUUUUCAUUUGUUACUAGAAUAACCUAGGUUUGGAAAACAUUUUUUUUAAUUCUGUGAUUAACUAGGCAAGAUUGCUUUUGCUGUUUUGUCUUUCUUUUUCUUUAUUUGCAUUCUUUUAUUCUUUUCUUGCAACUGAUCCAACUGGACUCACAAAACAGAAAACUGAAGGUUUAAUCCGACCAAUGGGAUCAGCAGAAUGUUUUUUUAUGUUUAACAUAAGGUGCAGAAGCAUACACUGAUACAACCUUGAAGUUCAAAGUUCCACAAAUCUUUUCUUUUCAAACAUUUUAACACAACAGAAAAAAAAUAGUGUGCAGCAUCCUCAAGUGGAAACUAACCUUAGUGUCAUAGUAGAGGCAGAGACAUUAGAAUGAACUCACAAUUUAGAAUCCUUAAUGAACUACCUCAAAGUGUUUGGCAUAAUUCUCACAGUGCCUGAAAUGUUUUCCGAUUCCCAAAAUUAACAUUACAACUUUGAUUACAACUAAAAAUGGCAAAGACCAAAAUAAUACAUACAAAAAUAAUAAUGCAUACCAAAACUGAAAGUUAUUUGCUUCAGAGCAUCAAUCAGUUGCAGUGCUAUCCAAAUCACACUCACAAACUGUUACAUUUGGCACUUGACCGAUUAAAGGAAUUUUAAUGAUUUCAAAUACAUUAGCAAGUUAACCUUGGGUUGAGAUGUUAAAGUAAUUUCAUGUUUAUGAAUUUUGCAAACAAGUUAUUUUCAUAUUUGCAGUAAGGGCUGUCACUGUGACUCGUAUGGAUUUGUUUUAGAUCCAUUGCCUAAUCCAAUGCACCUACAUGCAGAGCCCUCUGAGGUUACAUUGAAGAGUGCUACAGCCUAUACUGACCACAUCGCUUUACUUUGCUAUUUCACUGACCUUUUGGUAGACGUUCGUCGUAAGAGCAUGUGUGGCAAAAUGACAUUAGAGCUAGCUCUUUUUAACCAGCGAGCAGCUCCCACAAGGCACGAGCUAAAAGAAAUUAUGUUCUGCCACUACUAAUUUUAUAAAUUACAGACAGUUUGUCACUUUGUUGUUUUAUAUUGAUAUUGACAGGGCCAGAGAUUGUCAAAUAGUUUGUUUUGGCUAACCUCAGACUUAUUUCCUUUUUGUAUUUAGUAAUUCUGCUUUUGUGAACAGUCCCCUGGUCUUCGGUGAUUAAGAGUCUUGCAUCCUGAACAAGUUCUCCUUGCACAAAUUUAUAAACACAGACAGAGAGUGUGAAAAGGUCAGAAGUUGAAACAAUGUUUUAGAAGACCUUGGUCAAAUAAGCUCCACGAUGAGUCAUAUAGUUCAUCUGGAAAACAUUGGCUGUCUGCGCUACAUGCCUGUUGUCAAGAAGGUUCAAUGAAUAUGCAAAUAAUACACAAAAACAUACCUCAGUCUCUUUGACAGUAACAUUUUAACAAACAAACAUAUUUUACUCUGGGAAUGAGUAUUGCAUAAUAUUAGUCAUUCUUUUAAAUACCACUACUACUGCUACUACUACUAAUCAUAAUAAUGAAAAUGUCUAUUAUUAUUACUAUUUGUAUUUUUAUGAUAUUAUUAUUAAUAUUAUUAUUAUAGGCAUUGCAGAAAAAUAUGACAAGUGUUACACAAACAAUUAUUGUAUUCUAAUAAUUAGAUUACGAUAUUUAGAUUGUAUACUACUACCACUAUUACCAGUAUUAUUAUCUUUAAUUUUUACAUAGUGUUAAUAAUUAUUAAUGCAUGCAGGUUUGUACACACAUCUCUUUAUCUGCACUAAAGUUUUGAAAACAUUUUGACGAUUAAAAUUUUAUUUUAUAGUAUUUUUUGCAAAGUUUUAUGACUUUUAAAGUAAACUCGUUUCACUAUCUGACUCACUGAUUACAUUUUCUUUGGUUGCCAUUUAAUAAUAUUUUACCAUAGUCCUAAGUAUUGUUUUCAGAAACUGACACUGUGCUUCUGAUCCAAACCAAGGUUUGCAGAAUAUUCCUAGUAUUCCCAGCCUUCAGAGCACGUUCAAUUCAAUUCAAUUCAAUUCAAUUCAAUUCAAUUCAAUUCAAUUCAAUUCAAUUCAAUUCAAUUCAAUUCAAUUCAAUUCAAUUCAAAGAUACUUUAUUGAUCCCCACACAUUCCCAAGCCAUGAGCUUGUCAGUUGUGGCCUGUAGGCGGCGACGGCGAGUCCAAUUUCUGUAAAAACAACAUCUCACCUUCUUUCUUUAGUCCAAGUGCUGGAACACGUUUGAGUGACCAUGGAGCGCGUUUGCUGUCAUGUAGUUCAGCGUUAAUAAGCCGUGAAUAGUUGUAAACGGGGACCUUUGACAAGAUACGAGGAGCAGGACUCGAAGCCAUGGCCGCACGGGAGGAAGGAGAGGUUUUGCACGGUAAACUAAAGCACCACGACGGGGCUGGAAGUGUAAACAGCUCAGAUGGCUUCAGGAACGGCUAUGUGAAGAGCUGCGUCACCCCCCUGAAACAGGACCAUCAGAGAGGGUUUUUGUUCAGCUUGUGCAGGUUUUGUAACGAAGACGUCCUCAAUUCCAAACUGUUAAAGGUGUCUGCCCUGUACGUGGGCGCCUUUGCUGUUUUCGCCGUCUCUUUUCUCAUUUCCAGGAGGUUGCAAAGUGACUCGCUGUGGGAUUUGCGGACUUUUUUGCUGGGCUUCUCCCAGUCCAUCAGUCCUCUGUUCAGCAUAGGAUGUGCGUUCUUCUUCCUCACGUUUUACCUGAGGAGGAAGAAGAAGCAGAGCAGCAGAUCGUGGCUCCUGUCACUGCCAGCUUCAUGCUACCUCGGGGAUUUUCUGGUUCUGCGGUUCUUGCAAUGGGGAGAGGACCAGCACCAGAUGCAAAUGGUGGGCAGGUUGUUGUUCGUGUUGGGAUGCGUGGGGCUGCUCACGCUGAUCCCGACGCUCAAACUCAAGCACAGCGUGCUGGUGCUGGUGUUCGCCAGCGUCGUGUGGCUGCUUUCCCUCACAAGUUUGAGCGGUCUCCCCGCAGUGCUCAGACCGCUACUGGCCUGCUUUGCGGGGGUUUCUGGCUCCCUGUUGGGGAUCUGUUUUGACCGCUAUUACCAGACGAGGGAAGCACCGUGUGGGGUUUCCAGCGCAGAAGAAAAGGUCCCAGUGAUCAGACCGAGGAGACGGUCCAGCUGUGUUUCACUGGGGGAAACGUCGACCAGCUAUUAUGGCAGCGGUAAAAUGCCCCGCAGACCCUCGUUGCCCUGCAUAUCUAGAGAGCAGAUGAUCUUGUGGGACUGGGAUCUGAAACACUGGUACAAACCACAGUAUCAGGGUGCAGUUAGCGGCAAUGGUGUGGAUCUCUCAGUCAUCAACGAGGCCAGGAACCUUGUGUCAGAGCUGCUGAUGGACUCGUCACUGCCGCCAAACACGGCUGCGACUCUGCGCAGCAUCUCCAGCCUGAUGGGGACCUUUUCAGGCUCGUGUCGCCCCAGGGUCAACCCCUUCACACCCUUUCCAGGUUUCUACUCAGUAGAGGCAGAGGACUCUGCAGAGAGGAGCGACAGGAAAGGCAUAAAGGGUUUGAGCAGCAGAAACAGCCUCCCGACUCCUCAGCCCAGACGGAGUUCCACCUCCUCCACACUGUCUGCACUCCCUUCGCUCGACUCCACCUCUUCACGCUGGGAGCGUAACAAUGGAAAGAGACCACACUGUGACCUCAGUUUGACCAGCUCAGGUUUGACCAAUGGUCCUAAUGCAAACCUGCUCACCAUUCCCAAACAGAGGUCUUCCUCUGUCACUUUAACAUACCAUGCCGGGCCCAGAAGAACAGGUACAUCUCCCAGCCUCAGCCCAGUCACAUCACCGAGCCAUAGCCCUCCCACACUAAGUACAGGUUCCUCUUCGUCCCUCACCCCUCGGUCACCUGUGGAGUUCCCAGACACGGCGGACUUCCUGACGAAGCCCAGUGUCAACCUUAACCUACACAAGCCCUUGGUCCACACAGUGAGCUCCACCGAUUUCCAGCAGACCUUUCGUAGCUCUACCUUCUCUCUGUGCACCAGCUGUGGUCGUCAGCUGCUCAAGGGAAUUUCCAGCAGUGAGUCGGGGGACUCUCAUCAGCUGUUCAGCAGUGAGGCUCAACGCAGGCGCUCAGUGGUCGAAGGGCUGGAGUAUGCAGGGGAGGAUUUUAUCAAGGAAGAGCCAGAUGUGUCUGGAGAUGGGAAGCCAGAUGCUGAGGGAGACCAGGGGGUGGUAGAGAAGGAGAAGGAGUCCACAGUACAGCAAACUCAGAAAGCAGAGGGUGAACAGGAGUUCAGGCUUGAUCCCAUGCUGGAGGAGCACGAGGGUCUCAUGGAAAAGAUGGACACCUGGAACUUCCAGAUCUUUGACCUGGUGGACAGAACAGGAGGGAAAACCGGAAGGAUCCUUAGCUACGUGACAUACACACUUUUCCAGGAUAUGUGUCUGUUUGAGAUCUUCAAGAUCCCUGUGAAGGAGUUCAUGUCCUACUUCUGUGCUCUGGAAAGUGGCUAUAGAGACAUUCCCUACCAUAACCGGGUCCAUGCGACAGAUGUGCUCCACGCUGUUUGGUACCUGACCACUCGACCAAUCCCUGGGUUUCAGCAAAUCCACAGUGAGCAUGUGACGGGAAGUGACACAGAUUCAGAUAGUGGAAUUUCCCCAGGCAGGAUAUCUUACGCCACCUCCAAGAGCUCCUCGAUUUCAGAUGACAGCUACGGCUGCCUGGCCUGGAACAUACCUGCCCUGGAGCUCAUGGCCCUCUAUGUAGCAGCUGCAAUGCACGACUAUGACCAUCCUGGUCGUACAAACGCCUUUCUAAUAGCCACUAAUGCACCUCAGGCAGUGCUGUACAAUGACCGCUCAGUCCUAGAGAACCACCAUGCUGCAUCCGCCUGGAGCCUCUAUCUGUCGCAGCCCGAGUACAACUUCCUGGCCAAGCUAGAUCACGUUGAAUUCAAGCGUUUCCGCUUUCUCGUCAUCGAGGCAAUACUGGCCACAGACCUCAAGAAGCACUUUGAUUUUCUGGCUGAGUUCAACACCAAGGUAAACGAUGUGAACAGUCCAGGAAUUGAUUGGACCAAUGAGAACGACAGACUUCUGGUGUGCCAAGUUUGCAUCAAGCUGGCAGACAUCAAUGGACCGGCCAAAGUCCGAGACCUGCACCUCAAGUGGACGGAAGGCAUUGUUAAUGAGUUUUAUGAGCAGGGAGAUGAAGAAGCAAAGUUGGGAUUACCCAUCAGCCCCUUCAUGGACCGCUCUGCACCUCAGCUAGCCAAGCUGCAGGAGUCUUUCAUCACCCAUAUUGUGGGACCACUGUGUAACUCCUAUGACGCUGCUGGUCUGCUUCCUGGCCACUGGGUUAAUGAAUCAGAAUCAGAUGAAGAAGAUGACGAAGCACAGGAGGACACAGAUGAAGAUGAAGAUGAGGAAGAUGAACUAGAGAAUGAUUUGGCAACAGGAAGGACAAAAGGUCCCCGCAGGUUGUUCAGCUGUAUCAUGCAGCACCUGGCGGAGAACCACAAGGUGUGGAAGAAGAUUAUCGAGGAAGAGGACAAGAGCAGAGAGCUAGGCAAACAGCAGCAGCCGGACAGCUUGUCCACCUCCCCGUCAGAUGACAUCCAGGUCAUCCAGGAGGAAGAGGAGGGAGAGGAGCGUCAGUAGCAAGAGGGCAAAGUUAAUGUGCAGAGCGUCACGAAAAAGGAAAAGGACAUAAGUUCCUCAACCAUUUGCCUUUUACUGACACAGACAGUCAAUAAAUGCACAUAAAACAUACUUUGUUCCUGCUCUAUCCCGAACAACCACAUUAAAAAUUCACUGUGCAGACACUCAAAUGUUAAAGCAGUCACUUCGUUUUCAGAAACAAAAAGGCCUUACUACUGUGAGCGGAUCCUUACUGCAACGGUAGGGGCCCAACCCCUAUGCACUUUCAUCCCAUGGAGAGUCAAGUGCAAACAGACAUAAAAGCAGCAGAACCAUGGGUUAAGGUGCAAAAGAGGACUGAGGACGGGGGUCCAGCAUUAUCUUUUCCUCCAUGGUGAAUUGGCUGUGAUGCUGCCUUGAAUGCAAAGCGCUUAACACUUAACACCUCCUUUAGGUACAAAAUAGUUUCUGUUUAUUUAAAAAUGAAAUGAAAGGUAGAGGAAAAGUACUGAAGCAGGUGGUGUCCUUAGCCCUUACCAAAGUGAACAGUCCAACUAUGGGAAGACAGGAGACUGAAAGUCUUUCAGCCUCAGUGUCAAGUAUAUUUUAGAAUUUAUAUAUAUAUAUAUAUAUAUAUAUAUAUAUAUAUAUAUACAUUAUAUAUAUAUAUAUAUAUAUACAUAUAUAUAUAUAUAUAUAUAUAUAUAUAUAUAUAUAAACUAUUGUGCCUAUCUGAAACUUUACUAAGUCCAUUUUGGCCCAGAGUUUUGGCUUGAGAAGUUUCCUCUCCUUGCUGGUGACACGAAACACUGUAUCAGACUCAGUCACAGAGACGUUAUUGAAAUGUUGACUGAUUAAUAGCAUUAUAUCUGCAUCGUUUUUGAUGCUUUUAUUCAUGUGUACCACCCUACUAUCCCCCCACCUCCUUUAACUCUCUGUCCUUUUGUUUUGUUUGAGUGUGACUAUUUCUGACCGGAAUGUGACAGAGAGAAUGAGCAGGGAGAAAGAGAGCACAUUUUUAAACAUGUUAGUGUGUAAUUUGUGUGUCCUUGUGUGUCAUUUUAGCAAUGUUUGAUUUCAAAUCAGUAAAAUGUCCUCUGGCGUUUUGACGUGUUGCAUUCAGAUCAGGAGUGCUGAUUCAGUGAACGGAUUCUUCAUGUUCCUUUUAUUUUUUUGAUUACAAGUAUUUUUUUAAAGGUUACUCAGGAUUCAUGCAAAGUUGAUUAAUUAUUUUUCAAGGAUUUAUGUCAUUGAUAUGAAAUACACUUUAAAAACGAAAGAAAUUAAAAAAUCGGGGUGUGGAAGUAGUUCGUAAUCUCUUGAUGAACAACUUGACAAACAAACUCAAGCAAAUGAAAUCUUCUGUGGUAGAGGGGCAUGCAGUAUGUUCUGUCUCUUGAUAUAAUUCAUACGCUGUUUGCUAAAUCUUUCUACAAUCUCACUGGAGAAAAAGUUAAUCAUGAUUGUCAUCAGACUGCAAAUGUCUUUUCUGCAGCACCAUAGCAAUCAGUUUUGCAGUUCUCUAAUAAUAUAUUAGGUUUUUUAUUUGACAUUACUGAGGCUAGCAGAUUUUUUUUUCUCAACUAAUAGACAUAAAUGUUCCUCUUUUUAAAGACUUUUAUCCAAACCCAUAACUCAGCCAGUGUGUAAAGAAGGGAUGCUGGGUUUUAUGUCUCUGGUUUUGUUUAUAUACACACAUAUAUAAUAUGACGUGUCACAAGGCAGGUUAAAAACAUAUUCAUUCUCAAUUUGUUUUUAAAUUUCUGUCUAAACUCUUGGCAUUCCACUUAAUAAGAUAUUUUAUCAAAGGGAAGGCAGAAUUGUUACCUAGGUCUUUUAUCACCUUAUUAACUCAUAAUCGCUGCGGAAAAUGUUAAGCAAGCAGUGUAAGCUGAGUAAUAUUUAAUGACCGAUAAAUAAAUACCGUUGUGCACAUUUUAAUACCAAACAAGUGUUUAGCCACUGUACAAAAGAAUGUGUGCAUAUAAAUAUAUAUUUUUGAAAUAAUCAAAUGAAUGCAUCUGUUUUCUACACGAAGCUGACAUGUUGUGCAUCCAGUAAUUCUGACUUUUUUGUGUUUCCAGAGUAUCUUUUUCUAAAUGUGAAACUGUGGAGGAGGCAGGGUUUUAUUUUUUCACUUAGUUUCCGCCCCACAGCUCCCUCCCUGUUCUGUACCAUAACCACUCUUGUCUCCUCCAUGAACUCUCACACUGUUGUAUUGCUGGAUCCAACUAGUGCCAAACUUAACCUGCAUUCUGUCAUUUGUGGGCUGACGAGCUGAUCUUUCUCAUUUCUCCUGGCUCUAAUGCUGAUUGGGAAAGAGCAACACAUUUGACUCGGAUCCAAGUGGUAGUGACGGAGGCGAGAGUUCUGACGAGCCCGUCUUUAGUUUUCUCACAUGGACCCGAGCUGGAUCAUAAAGCCGUGAUAGCUCCUGACCUGACAUUCUGGCUCAUUAAGUUGUAAAUGGUUGUUGGCUUCUCACUGUGCAGUCUAUCAAACCACAGAGUCCUCUGUGAUUGUGCCAUAAAUACAUCUAUGAACAGUUGUUAUCCUUAUGUAGCAUCAGUAUACGUACGUUUGUCUAAUGUAACCAUUCACCCGUAUCUUUAAUGUGGGACAGCCGAUUUAUGUUGUUAUUUAUAGAUGCCAUAAAACCCCAUCCCUGAA
Molecule: messenger RNA, 8299 nt
Organism: Girardinichthys multiradiatus
Lineage: Eukaryota; Metazoa; Chordata; Actinopteri; Cyprinodontiformes; Goodeidae
Gene: pde3b
Product: phosphodiesterase 3B
Exons: 16
Coding region: 2360-5650 (1096 amino acids)
Biological process (GO): signal transduction
Cellular component (GO): membrane
Molecular function (GO): protein kinase B binding; 3',5'-cyclic-AMP phosphodiesterase activity
Source: RefSeq, a predicted model, not a curated record